CCCGCCCCCCCCCCCCCGCCCGCAGCAGGCUACAUCGGCGACUACAUCGCGCCGGCCGCGUACGAGGGGGACGGCGAGGGCGCGCUCAAGGUGCCGUCUCCGGACCCCAUCUACCCGGGCUCCCACGGGGACUAUGGCGCGCCGGACUCGGAGCCGCCGGACAGCCCGCACUCGGGGAUGGCGGGGGGCUACAUCAACGGCGACGCGGCGGUGAGCGAGGGCUACGCCGUGGACGCCUUCUUCAUCACCGACGGGCGGUCGCGGCGCAAGGCGCUGAGCGGGGCGCGCAGCCUGCAGCGGCACACGUGCGGCGAGUGCGGCAAGACCUACGCCACCUCCUCCAACCUCAGCCGGCACAAGCAGACGCACCGCAGCCUGGACAGCAAGAUGGCCAAGAAGUGCCCGACCUGCGGCAAGGUCUACGUCUCCAUGCCCGCCAUGGCCAUGCACCUCCUCACCCACGACCUCAAGCACAAGUGCGACGUCUGCGGCAAGGCCUUCAGCCGGCCCUGGCUGCUGCAGGGCCACAUGCGCUCGCACACGGGCGAGAAGCCCUUCGGCUGCGCCCACUGCGGGAAGGCGUUCGCCGACCGCUCCAACCUGCGCGCCCACAUGCAGACCCACUCCGCCUUCAAGCACUUCAAGUGCAAGCGCUGCAGCAAGACCUUCGCCCUCAAGUCCUAUCUCAACAAGCACUACGAGUCCGCCUGCUUCAAGGGCGCCGGGCCCCCCCUCAGCCCCCUGCACGCCUGAGC
Oxyura jamaicensis (ruddy duck) is the source of this 755-nucleotide messenger RNA. RefSeq names its product transcriptional repressor scratch 1-like. Gene Ontology annotation, biological process: regulation of DNA-templated transcription. The transcript has a single exon. Gene Ontology annotation, molecular function: DNA-binding transcription factor activity, RNA polymerase II-specific; RNA polymerase II cis-regulatory region sequence-specific DNA binding. The record is from RefSeq and is a predicted model, not a curated record. The annotation marks the transcript as partial. Lineage: Eukaryota; Metazoa; Chordata; Aves; Anseriformes; Anatidae.